AUGUCUCGUGGCAAGGAAGACAUACCACUUAUGGAUUCUACAAGAAAUACCAUUUCAUUAUUGGAAGGACCCUUGGCGAUGUUCAAUUUUCCAUACAGUUACUUGAUUAAGGCCAGUGUUAAAUUUGACGGAGACAAUCAUAAAACAAAUUUUAUCAAAACCAUUGGAUUACAAGAAGGGGAGCAUUUCUUUAAAUUCUUUAUUAAACAGUGUAACGCAAGAUUACUUAUUGAGGAACAGCGACGAAAAUUAAAAUUGAUUUCAGAUGGUAAUAUUAAUACACCAAUGAGGAUUCAAAGAAGGCGAACUUCAACUAAUUCACCCGUCAAAUCCUCCAAGCGUAGCUCGUCCGGUAUUUCCAUUAUGAACAAACAAAAAUAUCACGUGGUCAAAAAAACGACAAUUCAUCAUUUACCCAUAGAAUUAAUGUUGUGUGUGCUUGAACAAUUACCAAAAAAGAAAGAUCUUUACAGUUGUUUAUUCGUAUGUAAAUCAUGGAAUCAUAUAGUAACCCCUUUCCUUUAUAAAUCACCUCAAAUUUGUCAUUUAUCCCAAAAUUUUCCCAUUAAAAAAUAUGGUCCUCUCAUAAGGGUGCUUGAUUUAUCGACUGGUCACGAUCACGUCACCGAUGGUACGAUUCAUUCAAUAGCGAUAUCCUGUCCUAAUUUAAGACGUAUCAACCUAAGUAGAUGUACUCACAUAUCCGAUGCUUCAUUAGAAGUUCUGGCGAAGAAUUCUUGUUCCUCCUCUUUAAUUUCAAUUAACUUGUGUGGUUGUAGGAAGAUCACUGAUUUGGGUUUAAAAUAUCUAUCAAAAUCGUGUCAUUCUCUUACCUCUUUAAGCAUGACUGAUUGUGGUAAAAUUUCCGAUAAGGGUGUCAUAUUUAUAGCGAGAUCUUGUCCUAGAUUGCGACAGAUAAGGUUAUCCGAUUGUCCAAGGGUGACUGAACAAUCAAUUGAAGUUUUGGUACAAAAUUGCACCCGAUUAUCUUGGUUAGAUAUUGCGAGAAUAGGUAGAAUUACUGAUUCAUCCGUGAGAGUCAUAGCGAAUUCUUGUGGGGAAAAUUUAGAAUGGUUAAAUUUGGCGAGACCCUCUCCGUUAGAAGCCGUUUAUUCUUCCGCUCUCGUUAGUACUUCCCUUCUUCCCAUAACUUAUAUUAAUAAUUUUAAUGAUGUGGUUGGAGUUGAUGAUGAUAAUGACAAUGAUAUAACUGACGCUUCAAUAACUUUAUUAACAAAACAAUGUCCAAAUUUACAAUUGUUGGAUUUAUCUUAUAUGAAUUCUAUAACCAAUUAUUCAAUACAAUCUAUAACAAAUAAUUGUUUUUCUUUGGUUUGCUUGACGAUAAUAGGUUGUAGGUUUGUAACGUGUGAUUCUUUAAGAUAUUUGGCUCAAUUAAGACGUAAAUCCGGUCACCUAGGUUGUAUAACUAUGGGAGAUGCUGAUGGUAUUACUGAAGAAGAUAUUGAAAGUAUUACAAAUGAACCCGAAGGACUUUUAUCCGGUUGGCAAAAAAGUGCGGUGGACGAGAACAGUUUAAAAGAAAUUUUAGGUGGUAGUUGGGAGGAUGUUGGUAGUCGAUAA
Molecule: messenger RNA, 1584 nt
Organism: Funneliformis geosporum
Lineage: Eukaryota; Fungi; Glomeromycota; Glomeromycetes; Glomerales; Glomeraceae
Source: the annotation of a GenBank genome assembly